Messenger RNA from Sorex fumeus (smoky shrew), 1122 nucleotides. RefSeq names its product three prime repair exonuclease 2 (gene TREX2). Gene Ontology annotation, biological process: DNA catabolic process. Gene Ontology annotation, cellular component: cytoplasm. Bases 334 to 1044 code for a protein of 236 amino acids. Gene Ontology annotation, molecular function: 3'-5'-DNA exonuclease activity; nucleic acid binding. The transcript has 2 exons. The record is from RefSeq and is a predicted model, not a curated record. Lineage: Eukaryota; Metazoa; Chordata; Mammalia; Eulipotyphla; Soricidae.
UCCCAGGUGUACCUGUGACCGACUCGGUGGGACUGUGGUGGCAGUCUGGGCCCUCGGGAGCCUGCGUGCAGCCGGGCGCCUGCCUCCUUGUCUGUAAACACGGGGCGUGUGUCCCUGCGGCUGUGAGCGAGUGAGCGAGGGGGCGGUGAGCCGGCCCCGCAGGUCCUGCGGCCUCGGGCCGCCCUGUUGCCCAACAGGCGGCUGGGGGCGGGCCGGGCACUGAUUAAAGGGCGCCUGGAGCAGCCUGCGUGGAGACAGGUGACCAGCAGCGCAGAGAGCCGGUCAGCGCCUGCCCCAGCAGCGUUCGCUUCCCCGUCCUGUGAGCGCAUCACCAUGUCUGAGGCGUGCCGGGCCGAGACCUUUGUCUUCCUGGACCUAGAAGCCACCGGGCUCCCCAACAUGGACCCGGAGAUCGCCGAGCUCUCGCUCUUUGCCGUCCACCGCUCUUCACUGGAGAGCCCGGAGCGGGAUGAGUCCGGCACCCCGGUGCUUCCCCGCGUCCUGGACAAGCUCACGCUGUGCAUGAGCCCACAGCGGCCCUUCACGGCUAAGGCCAGUGAGAUCACGGGCCUGAGCAGCGAGGGCCUGGCACAGUGCCGGAAGGCGGGCUUUGACACCGCUGUGGUGUGCACGCUGCAGGCCUUUCUCAGCCGCCAGGAGGGCCCCAUCUGCCUGGUGGCCCACAACGGCUUCGACUACGACUUCCCAUUGCUGUGCACGGAGCUGCAGCGCCUGGGUGCCUGCCUGCCUUCAGACACCAUGUGCUUGGACACGCUGCCCGCGCUGCGGGGCCUGGACCGCGCCCACAGCCAUGGCACCCGAGCCCAGAGCUGCAAGGGCUACAGCCUGGGCAGCCUCUUCCGCCGCUACUUCCAAGCCGAGCCGAGCGCGGCCCACUCGGCUGAGGGCGACGUCCACACGCUGCUCCUGGUCUUCCUGCACCGCUCCGCUGAGCUGCUGGCCUGGGCCGAUGAGCAGGCUCUGAGCUGGGCUCACAUCAAGCCCAUGUAUGCACCGCCUGAGGGCCUGAGCCUGGAGAACUGAGUGUGCUGGGCCCGGGCCAUGGCCUGAAUCCUGGGAGUCCCCGCUAUGGCCUCCCGACAGGCUCCGACUGGGUCCCGG